This is a messenger RNA of Pteronotus mesoamericanus, 2920 nucleotides long. It is a transcript of the gene TMEM214, whose product is annotated as transmembrane protein 214. NCBI's taxonomy places the organism in Eukaryota, Metazoa, Chordata, Mammalia, Chiroptera, Mormoopidae. The record is from RefSeq and is a predicted model, not a curated record. Bases 58 to 2109 code for a protein of 683 amino acids. Gene Ontology annotation, cellular component: endoplasmic reticulum; Golgi apparatus. The transcript has 17 exons.
UCCACACCGACCGGAAAGCCCAGGGAGGUGGCCCCCAGUUGCGGGAGGGUCUGAGCCAUGGCUACCAGGACGGCGGGUGGGGGGCGCUGGGAGGUGGUGAAGAAGGGGCGACGGCCUGGGGCCGGCGGCAGUGGGCGAGGCGGCGGAGUGGAUCGCCGGGCGCUCGGGGAGGCGAACGGAGUGUGGAAGUACGACCUGACCCCUCCCAUCCAGACGACAAGCACCCUCUACGAGCGGGGCUUUGAGAAAAUCUUGAAGAAGCAGAAUAAGGAGCAGGUUCCACCCCCUGCUGUGGAGCCUAAGAAAGCGGGGAACAAAAAGCAGACUAAGAAGGUGCAGACCCUCCCCACCCAGAACCAGAAGCAGGGCCGCUUCCGCAGCCUGGAGGAGGCACUGAAAGCUCUGGACGUGGCAGCUCUACAGAAGGAACUGGACAAGAGCCAGAACGUGUUCUCGGGGAACCCAUCCAUAUGGUUGAAGGACCUGGCCAGCUAUCUCAACUACAAGCUCCAAGCACCUCCAAGUGAACCCACACUAAGCCAGCAUACUCACGAUUAUCCCUACAGCCUGGUGAGCCGGGAGCUGCGCGGGAUCAUCCGAGGACUGCUCACAAAGGCAGCGGGGUCUCUGGAGUUCUUUUUUGACCACUGUCUGUUCACCAUGCUGCAAGAGCUGGAUAAGACUCCAGGGGAGUCGCUGCAUGGUUACCGUAUCUGUAUCCAGGCCGUUCUGCAGGACAAGCCCAAGAUUGCCACCAUGAACCUGGGCAAGUUCCUGGAACUGCUGAGAUCCCAUCAGAAUCGACCGACGAAGUGUCUGACCAUCAUGUGGGCCCUGGGUCAAGCAGGUUUUGCCAACCUCACCGAGGGACUGAAAGUGUGGCUGGGAAUCAUGCUGCCUGUGCUAGGCGUCAAGACCCUGUCCCCCUUCGCUAUCGCUUACCUGGAUCGGCUGCUCCUGAUGCACCCCAACCUCACGAAGGGCUUUGGCAUGAUUGGCCCCAAGGACUUCUUCCCACUUCUGGACUUUGCCUAUAUGCCCAACAACUCCCUGUCACCCAGCCUGCAGGAGCAGCUGUGUCAGCUCUACCCCCGACUGAAGGUGCUGGCCUUUGGGGCAAAGCUGGAAUCCACCCUGCAUACCUACUUCCCCUCCUUCCUGUCCAGAGCCACCCCUAACUGCCCUCCUGCGAUGAAGAAAGAGCUCCUGAGCAGCCUGACCGAAUGCCUGACGGUGGACCCCCUCAGUGCCAGCGUCUGGAGGCAGCUGUACCCUAAGCACCUGUCACAAUCCAGCUUGCUGCUGGAGCAUUUGCUCAAGUCCUGGGAGCGGAUUCCCAAGAAGGCACAGAAGUCUUUGCAAGAAACCAUUCAGUCCUUCAAGCUUACCAACCAGGAGCUGCUAAGGAAAGGCAGCAGCAAUAAUCAGGAUGUCGUCACCUGUGACACAGUUUGCAAGGCUCUGUUGCAGCAGGCUCGGGGCUUCCGGCUGCCCUGGACACGGCUGCUCCUGUUGGUGCUCAUCUUUGCCACAGGCUUUCUGUGCCACGACUUCCGGUCCCACAGCUCCUUCCAAGCCUCCCUCUCUGGCCGGUUGCUUCAGUCAUCUGGUCUCUUGCCUGCUGGCCAACAAGCAUGUGCCAAGAUCUACUCCUACAGCCUGCAAGGCUACAGCUGGCUAGAGGAGACGUUGCCGGCCUGGGGCUCUCGCCUGCUGACCACGGUGAGGCCCAGCUUGCAACUGGCCUGGACCCACAUCAACACCACAGUCAGCUCCCUUUCUGCCCACUGUGCCUCCCACCUUGCCUGCUUCAGCGACAGCCUCUCCAGCCUCUCCCAGAGCCUCCCUGACGCCCUGAUGCAGCUGCUCCGUUCCCUGAGGGAGCUGCUCCUGCUUCUUCACCACAGUGUUCUGCUGCCGCUGUGGCACACGCUGCUGGAGGCCGUGGCCCGGGCCCAGCAGCACUGCCGCGAGGUGUGCAGAGGUGAGGUGACCUGGGACUGCAUGAAGACACAACUCAGCGAGGCUGCCCGCUGGACCUGGCUCUGCCUGCAGGACGUCACAGUGGCUUUCUUGGACUGGGCACUUGCCAUGAUAUCCCAGCAAUAGGCCCUGCCUUCUUGGCCCCUGGGCUCUCUCUGGGACAGGCCAUCUGAGACUGCUGGGGGCCAGGGAGGCACUGCUGCGUGGGGUCUUUUUCACUUGGCGCCUGAGUUCUGUCUUCUAGGCAAGUGGCCAACUGCCUCUGCCCCAGGCCUUCCCUCUGUAGCGGUGACUGGGCCGUGGGUAUCUCAGCCUCCUGCCCGUGAUCCCACCAAACACUUCUCUGGCCCUUUUGCACGUGGCUCCAGCCUUGGCCCUUGGGCUGGCAGGAGCCUCCUCUCUCGUCUCCUGCCUUGCCUCUCAUUGUGGAGCCCCAAACAGCUCAUCCCCAAAGGUGGGACUCCAGCAAGUGGCUUCUGCGUUCUCCUGAUGAAUGAUUCCUGCUCCCGUGCUUCACUGCAGCAGGAAGAGGAAAGGGGCUUCUGGAAGAAGACAGCACCACUGUGGGGGACAGCAGCUCCACCUCUGCCCACAGCCUGGACGCUGAGGGCUGGGUGGAAAACCUCGCACUUCAAAACGCCCAGCUGAGGCCCUUCGAGGCCCCUCCCUGCCUCCUCCAUCGUGACCCUACUUCAUCCCAUUCCCCCUUGGCCCCCAGAUUCCUCCUCUCUCUGCUGCCCACCCCCACUUCUGCCUGGAGGGCGGAGCCUGCUUACUUGUGUGCCUCAGGCGCUGGGCACCUUCCAGCAGGUUGUUGAGAGCGGAUUCAGCAUCUGGCCCCUGGAUGUGCCUACUAGGUGGAAUAAAGGACACAGAUUUGAUUUCUAACUGUCCUCUCUGCAUUGUCACACAGGAAGCCCCAUAGUUGUGGGCAGGA